Molecule: messenger RNA, 1737 nt
Organism: Sycon ciliatum
Lineage: Eukaryota; Metazoa; Porifera; Calcarea; Leucosolenida; Sycettidae
Product: mucin-1-like
Exons: 2
Coding region: 1-1737 (578 amino acids)
Source: RefSeq, a predicted model, not a curated record
AUGUCUCCAGUAGCUACAGCAUCGCCAGUAGCUACAGCAUCUCCAGGAGCUACAAGACCUCCUGCAACUACAGCAUCUCCAGUAGAUGCAGCAUGUCAAGGAGCUGCAAGACCUCCAGUAGCUACAGCAUCUCCUGAAGCUACAACAUCUCCAGGAGCUGCACGACCUUCAGUGGCUACAGCAUCUCCAGGAGCUGCAAGACCUCCAAUAACUACAGCAUCUCCUGUAGCUACAUCUCCAGGAGCUGCACCACCUUCAGUGGCUACAGCACCUCCAGGAGCAUCAAGACCUCCAUUGGCUACAGCAUCUCCAGGAGCUACUAGACAUCCAGUAGCUACAACAUCUCCAGGAGCUGCAAGACCUCCAGUAGCUACCGCAUCUGCUGUACCUACAGCAUCUCCAGUAACUACAGCAUCUCCAGUAGCUGCAAGGCCUCCAUUGGCUACAGCAUAUCCAGGAGCUGCACGACCUCCAGUAGCUAGCGCAUCUGCUGUAGCUACAGCAUCUCCAGUCACUACAGCAUCUUCGGUAACCGCAAGGCCUCCAUCGAUUACAGCAUCUCCAGGACCUGCUAAACCUCCGGGACCAGGAGCUACACUGUCUCCAGUAGCUACAGCAUCGCCAGUAACUACAGCAUCUCCAGUGGCUACAGCACCUCCAGGAGCUGCAAGACCUCCAUCGGCUUCAGUAUCUCCAGGAGCUGUUAGACCUCCAGGACCAGGAGCUACAGCAUCUCCAGUGGCUACAGCACCUCCAGCAGCUGAAAGCACUCGUACAACUACAGCAUGUCCUGUAGCUACAACAUCUCCAGGAGAUGCACGACUUUCAGUAGCUACAUCACCUCCAGGAGCUGCUAGACCUCCAUCAGCUGCAGCAUCUCCAGGAGCGGCAAGACCUCCAGUAGCUACGGCAUCUGCUGUAGCUACAUCAUCUCCAGUAACUUCAGCAUCUCCAGGAGCUGCAAGACCUACGGUAGCUACAUUGUCUCCAGUAACUACGACAUUUCCAGGAGCUGCACGACCCCCACCCGCUACAGCAUCUCCAGGAGCUGCAAGACCUCCAGUAGCUACCGCAUCUGCUGUAGCUACAUCAUGUCCAGUAACUACAGCAUCUCCAGGAGCUGCACGACCUUCAGUGGCUACAGCAUCUCCAGGAACUACUAUACAUCCAGUAGCUACAACAUCUCCAGGAGCUACACGACCUCCUGUAGCUACCGCAUCUGCUGUAGCUACAGCAUCUCCAGUAACUACAGCAUCUCCAGUAACUGCAAAGCCUCCAUUGGCUACAGCAUAUCCAGGAGCUGCACGACCUCCAGUAGCUACCGCCUCUGCCGUAGCUACAGCAUCUCCAGUAACUUCAAGGCUUCCAUUGGCUACAGCAUAUCCAGGAGCUGCUAGACCCUUAGGGCCAGGAGUUACAGUGUCUCCCAUGGCUACAGCAUCGCCAGUAGCUACAGCAUCUCCAGUGGCUACAACACCUCCAGGAGCUGCAAGACCUCUUGCAACUACAGCAUCUCCUGUAGCUACAACAUCUCCAGUAGCUGCACGACCUUCAGUGGCUACAGCACCUCCAGGAGCUGCAAGUCCUCCAUCAGCUACACCAUCUCCAGUAGCCACAGCAUCUUCAGGAGCCUCAAGACCUCCAGUAGCUACAUCAUCUCCAGUAACUGCAACAUUUCCAGGAGCUGCAAGACCUACGGUAGCUACAUCGUCUCCAGAGCUGCAAGACCUACGGUAG